Messenger RNA from Daphnia pulex (common water flea), 6506 nucleotides. RefSeq names its product mucin-19-like (gene tn). The transcript is spliced from 10 exons. Gene Ontology annotation, biological process: protein polyubiquitination; negative regulation of translation; proteasome-mediated ubiquitin-dependent protein catabolic process. Gene Ontology annotation, molecular function: protein binding; ubiquitin protein ligase activity; translation repressor activity. Bases 1108 to 5826 code for a protein of 1572 amino acids. Lineage: Eukaryota; Metazoa; Arthropoda; Branchiopoda; Diplostraca; Daphniidae. The record is from RefSeq and is a predicted model, not a curated record.
UUUUUAGACUGGUACUUCGUCCAGCAACCGGAGAGAGAGAGAGGGUCCCGCGCUCUGAUGCAAUGUGCCUAUAGUUUUGUGUGUAUAGAAGAGAAGUGCUGGAGUUUGUACAGGAGAGCUGCAACCGUUUGCGCCGGGGCUGCACAGACUUGACUUGGCUUUUUUUCUUCACUUUGCCCCAUCAGCUCAUUCUUCUUCCAGUCGCUGGAGACUGGCGGCUGCGAAGAGAGUGAGCGCGGCUCUUAGAGCAUCCCCCCCUCUCAGUUGUUAUCCAGUCACCAGUCAACAUGUGAACGUCCUGGACAGCUCAGAAGUACAGUUUCCCAACGGGUGUGCUGGUGAGCCGCCCGGCAUUCACCCCCCUCCAAUAAGUGACUUUCUCUCCAUCCAAAUCCUUUUGUAAUUUGUCUCUCGUGUCGACUUUGUUUAAUGUGACUCGGAAGAGGCCCGUCUUUUAUUUUAUUGAGUGAAUUGCCUUAACGUCACCUGUGACCGUUCCUGGACGUUUUCAACUCGUUAAAAGGAGGGGAGGCAGACACUCAACCGGUGCCGUUCCGUCUGUUCCGCUUGCCAUCACGUUGGAGCUGCUGAGGAUUGCGCUGUGUUGCUAUCGGUAACUGCAAGUAGCCGGCCCAGGCCGGGCUGGGGAGACGGAGGAAAACUAGGAAUAAGUCGGCGGCCUUUUUGAUCAUCAUCAUCAUUUUUUCGGCCCAGGGUAAAAAAAAAAAAAUGGACGCCAACAUUUCCUGUUCACUGCCGAGCCGCCCACUUGCGCUAGUCCGUCCGACGAUCCCUAGCCCGGCCACAAUGAUCCAGAACACAAUCAAAAAGAAACCCAACACCGCAUCCACUCGUUUGUUCUCAUCUGUGCUAAACCAAACUUAAUCAGUGCCGAUAUUUUCAUUUGCGAGUGCCGGACAUUUUUCUCUCUCAUUUCUCCUUAACUCGUUUGUCGCCCGUCUCCAUUUGGACGGAGCCACCACGACCACUUCAAGCCUUUUAGCUUGAAAUAACGAACGCUAACGACGUCGGCUGAUCCAGCCGCCAUUUGUGUGUGCAGCAGCUUGGUCGCUAUCGACUCUUGCAAAGAGAGUUGGAUUCGACAAGAUGGAACAGUUUGAUCAGUUGCUGACUUGCUGCGUUUGCCUGGACCGUUACCGCAACCCCAAACUGCUACCAUGUCAGCACUCGUUCUGCAUGGAGCCUUGUAUGGAGGGCCUCAUCAACUACGUCACUCGCCAGGUCAAAUGUCCGGAAUGCAGAGCCGAGCACCGAAUCCCUUAUCAAGGAAUUGCGGCUUAUCCGACCAACGUGACAUUGCAACGGUUUCUCGAGCUACACAUCGAAAUCACCGGAGAGUUGCCCGACCCCACCAGCGGUCAGAUCAUGGAACGUUGUGGAGUUUGCUCGGAGAAAAACUAUUGCACGCUCUGCUGUCACUGCGACAAGAAAGUCUGCAGCGAUUGCAAGGAGGGCCAUUUGGACAUCCUGAGACGGGAAAUCGCUCGAGUCAACAACCAGGUGCGGAGGACUUUGCCUCGGCUGCAGGACGCUCUAGGAGUCAUCGACAAGAACUCGACUCAGCUGCAAACCAACUGCCUGUCCAUCAUCGAGGAAGUCGACGGUCUUUACAGGCGUCUCUCCAAGGCGCUCAAAGACCGGACGGACCACAUCAAGGGCGAAAUCGAGGCCUUUAUGUCGAAAGAGCUCAAGGCCAUGAUUGGCCUGCGGGCCAACCUGGAGCACGAGAUCUCAAAUUUUGACUCGAAUUCCGAAUUCGCCGAAAAGCACGUCACGGCCGGAACGGGCGGCACCGAAGGUGGGUCGUCCGUCUCCUCCUCGUCGGCCAGCACGGUCGCCUGGGACGACAACGAGCUCAUGGACACUAAAGACAUCUUCCUGCGCACCAUGGAGUUUAUCCGCAAUUUCGAAACGGAAACGGGCGACUACCACCGGCGGGUGCGGUUCUUUGUCCCGCAGGAUCCCAAUCAGCUGUCCAACACCCUGGCCAACUUGGGGGAACUAACGAUCCUUCAAGGUCCGUCGUCAUCUUCUGGCCAGGGUCCACCCACGGCCCCGUCGCUGGGACCGGGAUUGAUGCGGAGUAAAAGCGAUCACCGGGUGGCGGCCGCCUUCCGCCAGCAGGAGGAGCGCUACAACAGCAUGGCCUACGGAUCGGACAACAACGACGAUAUCGGCGGCGGAAGCAGCGGACGGCCGCGCUAUUUCGGCGAGAGACACGGAAGUGUCAGCACUCGAGCCAUCGACCGAUACGACACGUCGUCGUCACGCCGGAACGACUACGGCGAUUACGAGGAGCCGGACAGCGGCCGUCGUAAAUUCCGCUCGCGUUUUAUGCGCCAUCACGACUCGGGCGAUUCGGAUAACGAGCCGGCCGGCCGUUCUGUUCGCUUUCAGGCGGGCGACGCUGGCGAUCCAUCGGCUAACAAGAAGGAACGUCUCAAAGUCCUGGACACGGAAGAUGCUGCCAGGGGACCGCUCAGUGGCAUUACACGUCUGACGGAUUCGCCGCGGGUCAUCAAACGGCUCCAGGAGGUGGGCAGGAAAAAGAAACCGACCCCACCGACCACGCUCAAUUUGCCAACGCCGGCCACAAAUCAGCAGUCGCUGUCCAGUCCGUCGAGCCGCAUACCGCCCCGUCCCACCGCUGCCGCCCGCCAAGUGAGCGAAGAAGAUGAAAUCGCCAAAAUCAAGAAGCAGAACAAAGGACAGGAAGCUUCUUCUUCCGACAGCGCUCGAAAAACGGAUGCCACUCCGUCGACUCCGACGGGAGCUGGCGAGCGGCCAAGAUUUUCCAGCCAGCAGAGCAGCAAUUCGUCAGAGCAGCAGCAGGGCAGUAAAACUCCGGCGGCCUCGAGGCAGACCUCGACGACCGGCUCGGAAGCCUCGCAAAAGACUCCGGCGGAAUCAUCCAGCAGCUCCGGGGCCACGCCCACCAAUGAAACACCGGAAGAAGCGCGAACGCGGAGAAGGUCCUUGUUGGCCGGCGGAAGCAAGAGCGGCACGUCGACACCCAACGACACCGAGUCCGAGUCCAGGCAGAAGGAUCGAACAGCUGUGGCGUCCAGUUACGCGGCGGCUGUGGCGUCCAGUUACGCGGCGGCUGUGGCGUCGCGGACGUCGUCACCUGCCGAAGACACGUCGGAUCGACCCAGUCGACGUGUGGGCCGCGUUUCAACCGAGCGGUUCAACAAGUCCAGCUCCGAGAGCAGCACGUCGGCCGAGUCUUCGACCCACUCGUCGCCGGUGCGCAAUACGGGCGCGGCUUUCUCCACGGUCGAAUUGAAAAAUCGAUUCGGCGGCGGAGUGACUGGAGGGCGUAAAUCCAGUACGGGCAGCACGAAUGGCGACGCUUCGGCGUCAAUGGCCACGACGACGACCCGGAGCCGAUUCGGCAACACCACCAGCGGUGGCGCUACCAGUCCAUCGUCUGGACGCUAUGGAACAACUGGUAGCAGUUCGACGAGUAGUAGUAGCGCAGCUGCUGCUGCCGCUAGCAAUGGAACAGCUGCGACUGGAGCAGCCCCCCACCGAUUUCAGAGUCGUUUUUUAGGCCGGGCUGGCACUCCUACAGCAGAGGCCUCGAGGGGAUCCGAGAAUAGUCAGAGUAGCUCAUCCGACGACAGUUCAGAUUCGUCGGAAUCCGAUUCAGCCGAGAAACCGGCGAAUGGUAAAAGCAGUACGGCAGCAGGGAGCAAAACUGCUGCGGCGGCUGCUGCACCCAAGACCACCACCACCACUAAGGAUCGGGAAUUAGCUCGGACCGACAUCGGGCCUCUGUUGGCCAGGAGUGCACAGGCUCGCGACACAUCCACCUAUCCCAGUAGUAGUAGCACCAAUCACACCGGUAGUAGCUCCGGUAAUAGUAGACCAACAUCAUCCGACUCGCCUUCCUCCUACACGCCGAGGAGCCGAGCCAAUGCCUCAGCGGCGGCUACCCCAUCAUCAUCAUCCAGCCGGCCCUACAGUUCCUCCUCUCGUUUCGGAACGACCGACUCAUCGACAACGGGAUCGGCUUUGUCCAGGAGCAGGACGGGCUCGGCGCUGGCCGACGAUAUGGAGAACAAGUAUCCGUUGACGAGUAAAUACCUCAACCGGUCGCGGGCCAACUUGUCCAGCGACACUGGUGGAAGCUACGGAGGAGAUUCGAGCGGCUAUCACGGCAGCUCGUCAUCAUCGUCAUCGACUCCGCGCUACUCGCAAACGAGAGGCUAUCAGAGUCGUUUUUUAAACAAAAGUAAGAGCUCUGCUGCGCUAGACUGCGCACCGGACGGCGGCAACGAAGUGGCCGACGAUGACGAGGAAGACGCGAUGGACGACAACGACGACGACUACAACAAGUCGUCGGCGGUGUCGGCCUCGGCGUCGGCUUCGUCGGCGUCGCAGCCGCUCCUGGUCGUCUCCGGUGACGAACGGUAUCCAAGCGGCAGGUCGAGAUAUGCAGCCCUUAAGGACCGCCGAUCCCGGCUUGCCCGCAGCAAGAGCUCUCACGAUGUGGGGCCACCCGCUCCCUUGUCGCCCACGGGGCCGUCGUCGUCGAGUCAAUUGACGGGCGGCGACGGCGUCGCUGGCGGCAGGGCAUCGGACCCACACUAUCAUCAGCACGGUCAGCUGGGCGGAGAAGUCGGGGAUACCGGGACUUCUUCGCUGGAACCAACAUCGCCUUCAGCUGAAUCCGCUUCAGGAUCUUCCUUGUCCACUUGGGCGCGCUAUUUAAAGAACAAGUACGGGCCCAGGAAUAAAGAAGGAGACGGCCAGCCACCGUCAGCCACGACCAACAGCGAUUCGACAACGGCCGGAGGAGGGAAACAAGCGCAACCGACGUCGUCGCGAUUCAGCCGCGCCCGAUCCAUCGGCGUCUCCGGAAACAACGCGGCCAACGGACGACGCAACUCGGAAGACGUUACAGGACCACCGCCGUCGGGAUUGAUUACGUCUUCGUCCAGACACCAGUACAUGCAAAAGCGGAAGGUCCUGAUGAAGAUGGGAACCCGCGGCAGCGAAGCCGGAGCCUUCACCUGGCCCCGCGGCGUUGCAGUGGCUCCCGACAAUUCCAUCGUCGUGGCGGACAGCUCCAAUCAUCGGGUCCAGGUGUUUGAUUCCACUGGCAAAUUCUUGAAAGAGUUUGGCUAUUACGGAAACGGCGAAGGCGAGUUUGACUGCUUGGCCGGCGUUGCCAUCAAUCGAAUUGGCCAGUACAUUAUCGCGGAUAGGUAUAAUCACAGAAUCCAGGUGUUCGAUCCAUCGGGCCGUUUCUUGCGGGUCUUCGGCUCGCAAGGAACGACCGACGGCAAGUUCAGCUAUCCCUGGGGCGUCACAACCGACGCUCUUGGUUUCAUUUACGUCUGCGAUAAGGAAAACCAUCGAGUGCAGGUCUUCCAGUCAGAUGGAACUUUUGUCGGCAAAUUCGGCACAAUGGGCAAUCGGCCCGGCCAGCUGGAACAUCCGCACUACAUAGCCGUCAGCAGUACCAAUCGCGUCAUUGUAUCGGACUCGAACAAUCACCGAAUUCAAGUCUUUGACGUCAAUGGCAAAGUAAUCGCCUCGUUUGGUGGCGAGGGAGCAGAUGAGGGGCAAUUUAAGUUUCCCAGGGGAGUAGCCGUCGACGACCAAGGCUACAUCGUCGUGGCUGAUUCGGGUAACAACCGCAUCCAAGUGUUCACCGCUGACGGCGUUUUCGUCAAAGCUUUCGGAUGCUGGGGCUCCGGUGACGGAGAAUUCAAAGGACUUGAAGGCAUCGCCGUCAUGUCAAACGGCAAUAUAGUCUGCGCCGAUCGAGAAAACCAUCGAAUUCAAGUAUUUUAAAAAAAGAACAACAUUUCUUUUUCUUUACAUUUUUUUUUCAUGAUAUCAUGUAACACAACGUGUAAUAAUCAGCCGUCAGAAAUUUGCUAAUGAAAACCUCAACAUUUAGAGAUGAACUAGAAGACUCACUUUGCUCGUGACAAUUCUAGUUGAUAUUUCAGACGAUCAUAUUAUAUAAUAGUUGACUGAUCUUUCGGCAGCUUUGUCUUCUCUUCUCUUUCUAUUCUUUUCUUUAAUGAUUACAGUUUUCAUUGUUUGUUGACAAUAAUCAGCUGCUUUUUUUCUUCUUGUUUUUUGACAAAUUAUUCGUGUUGAUUUGAAUGUGAGAGUCCAAGAGGGCGUGCACAGGCCAGGACGAGACGAGCCAAAUCAAUUUAAGAAAGUCGGGCCCGCGCUUGUGUGUUUCUAUCGUGCAGAAUUAUUUUGCUAGUGAAACUAUACAGAGCACAUCUGUUAUAUUUCAGUUGGUUCAUUAGGACCCCCAUAAAAAUACACAAACAUUACACACACACCAUUAUUGAGACUCUAUCAAAUAACUCCCCCCUCUGUCUCCUAUCCACUUCUUUAUAUACCUUCUCCGAUUGCCACCAUGUACACCGGGUUUCCUCCUGCUUGUCAUCGAGACGAUAUGAGUUGUGAGAAUACAAGUUACGGAAUCCGUACGAGUGGGUACGACCUUA